Fulvia fulva is the source of this 474-nucleotide messenger RNA. RefSeq names its product SUMO-conjugating enzyme ubc9. Gene Ontology annotation, molecular function: SUMO conjugating enzyme activity. The transcript is spliced from 2 exons. The coding region runs from base 1 to 474 and encodes 157 amino acids. Lineage: Eukaryota; Fungi; Ascomycota; Dothideomycetes; Mycosphaerellales; Mycosphaerellaceae. Gene Ontology annotation, cellular component: nucleus. The record is from RefSeq and is a predicted model, not a curated record. Gene Ontology annotation, biological process: protein sumoylation.
AUGUCGCUCACAGUCGCUCGCUUGCAAGAAGAACGCAAGCAAUGGCGUAAAGAUCAUCCUUUCGGAUUUGUGGCGCGACCAGUCAAGAGCUCACAAGGUGCACUUGAUCUCAAGAAGUGGGACUGUGCCAUUCCGGGCAAAGACAAGACUAUCUGGGAAGGUGGACUCUUCAAGUUAGAAGUGCAAUUCCCUGAUGAGUUCCCAACCAAGCCACCGAAGUGCAAGUUCGUCCCGCCGCUCUUCCACCCAAACGUCUACCCAUCCGGCACUGUAUGCCUCAGUAUCUUGAAUGAGGAGGAGGGAUGGAAACCGGCCAUCACGAUCAAAGAGAUUCUGCUUGGGAUUCAGAUGCUGCUGGAUGAGGUAAACCCAGAUUCGCCGGCGCAAGCGGACGCUUACAACCUGUUCAAGAAAGAUCGAGCGGCCUACGAGAAGAGGAUUAAGCAGGUCGUGAAGGACAACCCGGCACCAUGA